Molecule: messenger RNA, 633 nt
Organism: Phytophthora infestans T30-4
Lineage: Eukaryota; Oomycota; Peronosporomycetes; Peronosporales; Peronosporaceae
Product: peptide deformylase, putative
Exons: 3
Coding region: 1-633 (210 amino acids)
Biological process (GO): N-terminal protein amino acid modification; peptidyl-methionine modification
Cellular component (GO): mitochondrion
Molecular function (GO): peptide deformylase activity
Source: RefSeq, a predicted model, not a curated record
AUGACGCUCGUAUUCCUCGGGAACUCCGCUUUACGCCGAGUGUCAAAGUCGGUAGCCGAUGUGCGCGCGCCGGCAGUCCGAAGACUGUUAGAGGAUUUGGACAAGGAAGUGCGCCUGGAGGCUGGAGUGGGCAUCGCAGCUCCGCAACUCGCCCACAACCUGCGUAUGUUCCUGAUGAUCAAGGACAUGCCGGAGAACGAGGAUGACCUAAGCAAGUUGGAAUAUCAGGAGGUGCUUAAUCCAAAGAUUGUGGCCAUGUCCAAGUCCAGCAAGCGCGACUUUGAAGGUUGUUUGAGUGUGCCUGGCUACCAGGGCAUUAUCGAGCGUGCCGAGGAGAUUCGAGUGCAAUAUCAAGACGCAGAAGGCCGCAAAAUUCAGGAAACACUCACAGACUUCCCUGCGCGUAUCUUCCAACACGAACUCGACCAUCUUAACGGCGUCAUGUAUCUCGACCGCUUAGAAGCCGGCAGCCUCAUUCACAACGAAGAGUUCGAGGCCAUGGAGUGGCAAGACAUCCAAAAGCUGCUUUUACAAGGACCCCCGAAGAUCCCCCCUCUUAUGGUCUCUAUGUCUACACAGACCACCAACAUUCGUCAAACUAAAGGCAAAGGCAAAUGCAAGAACAAGUACUAG